This is a messenger RNA of Exophiala bonariae, 645 nucleotides long. RefSeq lists its product as uncharacterized. The record is from RefSeq and is a predicted model, not a curated record. The transcript has a single exon. Lineage: Eukaryota; Fungi; Ascomycota; Eurotiomycetes; Chaetothyriales; Herpotrichiellaceae. The coding region runs from base 1 to 645 and encodes 214 amino acids.
AUGCCGUCACCCCACCGACACCAUUGCACCGACUUGUGUGGCCCUAUCUUCAAAUACUACCUCCCCAAGGACGACUCAAUCCGCUGGCACCCAACCUGCUGGCACCCCAGCUAUUGUCUUGAAGGUCAGCAAUCGCCAAAAGCCAUCGAGCAGCCUGUACGCACAAAGAGCAAGAAAGUCAUUAUAAGGUUGUUGGGCAUGGCCUCUGAAAUCGAGUUCGACCAAUGGCAUGAUGGUGAAUGGUACGGCAAUAUCUGGAAGGAUCUCUAUGAAUCUUGUAUCAUGCCACUCCGCGAAGAAGCCGAGCGAUCAGGCAAAGCCAGGAUGCCAGUGAUAACACUCGAAGCCGUUGAGCGUCGUACGAAAACCUUCGACAGCAGUUGUAUCGAACGCUUCGAGGAAUUGUGGCCGGGUAAAGACUCAUGGGACACUAUCGAAUACUACGCGGUAUAUCUGGGGGCCAUGAGAUUUUUCAACACUUGGAAUACCGACCUCUUCGACCGCGGGUCCGGCGAGAACCUCACGGAGCACCAAAUGAAUUGUCUCUUAUGGACAGUCAUUCAAUACGAUUUGCACAACACAACCAAGUCGCAGUUGAAGUUGGCCGCCGAAAGAAAACGCAAAGCUGAAGAGCGGGGAUUCUGA